Phytophthora nicotianae INRA-310 is the source of this 1302-nucleotide messenger RNA. RefSeq lists its product as hypothetical. The record is from RefSeq and is a predicted model, not a curated record. Lineage: Eukaryota; Oomycota; Peronosporomycetes; Peronosporales; Peronosporaceae. The coding region runs from base 1 to 1302 and encodes 433 amino acids. The transcript has a single exon.
AUGGUGUCGGUGCCCGUGCAGCCGCCGCGCCAGGCUGCGGAGCUGUCCGAGGAGGACCAGCUCAAGUUCCAGGAGAUGGCCAUGCAGCUGCUAGACCGCACACUGCGCGACUUGGACGAGCACGACGUGGAGCCGCGCCCGCAUGAUAAGCAGGACCCACGGCUGUGGAAAAAGAUCCACCACAAGGACCACUUCACUACAUACACACGCUGCGACGACGCGCCCGAGGCCGCGUACGUUGCGGCGGACGGCGGACGCAGUACCACGUCGCGCCCGUCCAAGGACGUCGUACUGGGCAUGGGCUACGUACAAUGCCCACUCAGCGAGCUCAUGUACGGCGUCUUUAUGGGCGACAGCCAAGCUAUGGCUCUUAAAUCCGCUGUCGUGGACAAGAACAUCGGCAACGGCGCCGUGCUGAAGCAGCUCAUGGGUCCGACCGAGGAAGACCCGUUCCGGUUUCUCGCUCUUAAAUGGAUCGAGGUGCGUCCACCCCGAGGCGUCUCCGGUAAACUUGUGGCUCCUAGAGAAGUCAUGUUCCUAGGAGGCACCGGCACAAUGAGACGUCGUGAUACGGGCGAGUUCAUCGGCUACGAGGUGCACCACUCGAUCGACCACCCUGCAUUCCCGCCCGUCGACGGCCUUCGCCGUACACGCAUCGUCAUCGGCUCCAUCUAUCGUGAACGACCCAAUGGAACGGUCGACUUGUUCAUCAAGAGCUACAGCAUGGAGGCAGACAUGGGUAGCAUUCUGGGGCCACUGGCCAUGGCCCACGCCGCUAAAUGUAUCGAGCAGGUCUGGACCGUACCCGACUUUGCUUACGCUAAGAAACUGCGCUGGUGUAUCGACCACCGCAUACACAGCAACAGCGUCAAGGCCUUCCGCGCCAAGCUGGCCAAGCGCUGCGCGUCGUGCGAUAAGAGUGUGGCUAAUAAGAUCUGGCAGUCCAGGGCCGCGCACAGAGUUUGCAACCUGUGCAAGGCGCCGCUGUGCUCCAGCUGCCGCGUCAAGAAGGAUCUGUACGAGAUCGACCCGUACUUCCGGGCACGCAAGUUCCCGGUACGGAUCUGUCCUCCUUGUCGCGAGUUCGUCAAGCAACUCGACGCCAAGGAGGUGCAACGACAGGAAACAUUGCGUCCACAGCGCCCCGAGGUGCUCAACCCGCUCACACCCAGUACGUUGGAUGCUCUGGCGCGCAACUUCUCGCUUGACAACAGCUUCUGCACGGCGUCCGUCGAGAGCUUGUGUAUGCUGGACUCGCCCCUAGCACGCUCCGACAGUGCGAUGACCGACUUGCUGAAUUAA